Molecule: messenger RNA, 638 nt
Organism: Acanthopagrus latus (yellowfin seabream)
Lineage: Eukaryota; Metazoa; Chordata; Actinopteri; Spariformes; Sparidae
Gene: nupr1b
Product: nuclear protein 1b
Exons: 3
Coding region: 113-337 (74 amino acids)
Biological process (GO): negative regulation of cell cycle; regulation of transcription by RNA polymerase II; negative regulation of cell population proliferation
Cellular component (GO): nucleus
Source: RefSeq, a predicted model, not a curated record
ACUUCAGUCCAGCAUCUUGUUGUUUUCCUCCUCGGAGCAGAAACUCUGCAGCUUCACAGUUUUUCCUGAAACUUGACAAACUUUAUUUUUCGGAGCAGAUCUCAGAACAGCCAUGAGUCACGUCGACGUGAAAAACAUGAAGCCCACCAGCUUUGAGGACGAAUACUACGACCAGUACGAGUUCUACAACCUGACCGAUAAAUACGCAGAGGGCUCGGCCCGGAAAGGCAGGACGAAGAAGGAGGCCAGUGAGAACACCAACAGACCGAACCCGUCCGGACACGAGCGCAAGAUAGUGGAGAAAUUCCAAAACAGCGAGAAGAAAGCCAAGGAGUGACUUCUGAGGGCGACUCGGACGGCUUAUCCUGGAAACCGACCACGGCCUCCUUGGCGACUGAAGAGACGUACAGACGGCAGGAGCCUGCUGAGCUCCGAGGAUUCACCUGGGCGAGGAGAGGAGCCCACAGCUGACCGGCAGCUCCCUGAGGCUCCUCCACCUGUUGGUGUUGAACAGCACUCACCUGUGGUGGCGCACCUGCUCCCGCUCAGACCGGGAUGGUGCACAUGUGAUUGUGGUGGUGGGAGACGGCUGAUUUUUGAUCUGUUGACAAGUUUAUAAUGGAUUUUUUUUUUUUUUU